AUGGCCCUAAAGCGAGCCCGCGGUGCCCUGAUGGGCCAAUUUGUCGGCGAUGCGCUCGGGUCUCGCUACGAAUUUGGCAGCCGCGAAGAAACAAUACAAAAGCUUGACACGGACAUGGCCGAGACUGGAGAGCUGGCAAUGCUGGGCGGAGGGUGCUUCAACUUACCUCCAGGAACGAUAACCGAUGAUAGCGAAAUGGCACUAUCUCUCUCCGGCGUCUUAUUGGCCCAAAAUCGCUUCGAUCAAGCGAGUACGGCUGUGGCCUAUGCACGCUGGUGUCAAACAGCACCACCAGAUAUUGGAAAUACGACAAUUUCCGCCGUUUCGAUUGACAAGAGAAUCCCGAAAGAAUGGCUAAAGGAGUGGGAUGUGGAGGAAAGAAAAAGGGUACUCACGACACUUCUAUCGAACGUGGCAAAAUGGAAUGACGAAUCUCAGUCUAACGGAUGUUUGAUGCGGAUCAGCCCGUUGCCUGUGUUUUAUUGGAGACGACCAUUUGAGGAAUGGGCACCAUAUAUCGCUGAAGAUGUCGCAUUGACGCAUUGCCAUCCCGUGCCAGCGGUCCUGUGCGAGAUAUAUUGCCGAGCCAUUCAUCUUCUAAUUAAUGGGGAGAGUGUAGAAAAUGUUUACAGAACUUUACUUGAAUCGACGAAUAAUAACGUUGCACGCAUUCAUUUGGAAGCGGCGGCUGUUCAG
Mesorhabditis spiculigera is the source of this 696-nucleotide messenger RNA. NCBI's taxonomy places the organism in Eukaryota, Metazoa, Nematoda, Chromadorea, Rhabditida, Rhabditidae. The record is from the annotation of a GenBank genome assembly.